This is a messenger RNA of Trichoplax adhaerens, 747 nucleotides long. RefSeq lists its product as uncharacterized. Bases 1 to 747 code for a protein of 248 amino acids. Gene Ontology annotation, cellular component: cytosol. The record is from RefSeq and is a predicted model, not a curated record. The transcript has 7 exons. Lineage: Eukaryota; Metazoa; Placozoa; Uniplacotomia; Trichoplacea; Trichoplacidae. Gene Ontology annotation, molecular function: triose-phosphate isomerase activity. Gene Ontology annotation, biological process: glyceraldehyde-3-phosphate biosynthetic process; glycerol catabolic process; glycolytic process.
AUGGCUGAUCGAAAGUUUAUUGUUGGUGGCAACUGGAAAAUGAAUGGCAGUAGGGAAAGCAUCGAUGGAAUUAUUCAGUUCUUAAAGCAAGGACCGCUUAACGAAUCGACUGAAGUUGUAGUCGGGCCACCUUUCGUUUACCUUUCUUAUGUUAAAGAAAACUUACCUGAUAAAGUCUCGAUUGCGGCCCAGAAUUGCUAUUAUGCCUCAAAAGGAGCAUUUACAGGAGAAAUUAGUGCCGAAAUGGCUGUUGAUAUCGGUUGUGAGUGGGUUAUUCUCGGCCAUUCAGAAAGAAGAAAUGUGUUUGGUGAAACUGAUGAGAUUAUAGGCAAAAAAGUUGCUCAUGCUUUGACCAGUGGGUUAAAGGUUAUAGCUUGCAUUGGGGAGUUGCUUAGUGAGCGCGAGGAAGGAAGGACUUUUGAUGUCUUAUCCAGACAAAUUAAGGCAAUCGCUGAUAAUAUCUCUGAUUGGUCAAAGGUUGUAAUAGCUUAUGAACCUGUCUGGGCUAUUGGAACUGGAAAAACGGCAACACCACAGCAGGCUCAGCAAGUCCACUUACAAUUGCGCAAUUGGCUAAAGGAGCAUAUUUCUGAUUCAGUGGCAGCCAGCUGUAGGAUUAUGUAUGGAGGUUCAGUUAAUGCUGGAAACUGCAAAGACCUAGCGGUUCAGCCAGAUGUGGAUGGAUUUCUAGUUGGUGGUGCAUCUUUAAAGCCUGAUUUUGUGCAAAUUGUAAAUGCUCGUAUGUAA